Molecule: messenger RNA, 1403 nt
Organism: Brachypodium distachyon (stiff brome)
Lineage: Eukaryota; Viridiplantae; Streptophyta; Magnoliopsida; Poales; Poaceae
Product: peroxidase 2
Exons: 2
Coding region: 61-1185 (374 amino acids)
Biological process (GO): response to oxidative stress
Cellular component (GO): plasmodesma; plant-type cell wall
Molecular function (GO): heme binding; peroxidase activity
Source: RefSeq, a predicted model, not a curated record
AGCCAAGAAGCAUUUCGAUCAUCCCUAGCUAGCUUGCAAAAACCAAAAGAGUUUAUCAUCAUGGCGAAGCGCAACGAGAAGGGUCCUCUUUCAGUUCUCCUGGCUUUGGCCAUCGCUGUGGUCCUCCUCGCCGCGCAGGUGAAGCCGGCGGUGGGUGGCGGCUACACCGAUCCUAUGCAGGCUGAGGUGAGGAAGAUAGUGGGGGGCAGACUCUACGACGCCCCUGGCCUCAUCCGUCUCCUCUUCCACGACUGCUGGGUCCAGGGUUGCGAUGGAUCCGUGCUGCUAACUGAGACACCGUACAAGAGCAAAGACGGGAAGACGGAGCAGGACGGGCCGGCGAACAUCGGCCUCCGGGGCUUGGACAUGAUCCAAGCGAUCAAGGACAAGCUCUACGCCCACGACAAUGCCGUGACCUGCGCCGACGCGGUCGUCUACGCUGCACGUGAGGCCACAUACCUCCUCAGCAACAAGCAGAUCAUCUACGACGUCGCCGGGCCGGGCUCCCACAGGGACGGCCUCGUCUCCUCCGCGGACAAAACCAACGUCCUCCCAGGGCCGACCUCCGGCUACGACGACCUCGUGAAGAACUUCCAUGACAAUGGCGGCCUCGACCACGAAGACCUCGUGGCCCUCUCCGGCGCGCACGGCGUCGGCAAAGCCCACCUCUCGACCUUCGCCGACCGCUUCGGCCCGGCCGCCGACGAUGAGAUCAACCACGCCUACAGAGAUGCCCUCAAGAAGCGCAUCCCCAAGGAAGCGUCAGAUGAUGCAUUGGCUUUGCACAACUUGGGCUUGUUGUCCUUCAACCCGGCGGCAAAGAACGACGCCGCCGGCAAGCUCAAGUCCAACCCGACGGUGGAGAACAAUGUCCGUGACAUGGACGAUGUCCGGAGCGAGUCCGGCUACGACGCCACCGGGGUGAGCCUGGCGCCCAAGGGUGCCCUGGACAACAGCUACUACACCGCCAACCUCCAGAACAUGGUGCUCUUCAAGUCCGACUGGGCGCUCACCACCAACCACACCGCCAAGGCCAAGAUGGUGGACUACAAGAAGGACGCCAAGGCGUGGUACGCCCGCUUCGGCAAGGCCAUGGAAAAGCUCAGCAAGCUUAAGGACAAUAACGCCCGUUACGAGAAUGAGCCUCGGACCAACUGCAGUGCCACCAACAAGAAGAGCUACUAAUAGCCAAGCGUGCGCGCCAAGAUUUGAACCACCACAGCAAGAGCGUUUAUGAAUCAUUGUUUUCUUCAUGUAUCAUUUGUUUAUUCCUGGUCUAUUACAUUUUGAUUAUAUUUUUCAUACACGCAUAUGUGUUCCAAAUAUGUACGUCACCGUCUAAAUCAAGGCGCGCGGUUACCCUUUUUAAAUAUAAUAUAUGGCCAUUCCAUUUGUUUUCUGAA